AUGACUUCAACUGAAAUCCUCUCCACGGCCACAGGCCUCAAAUCCAUCAAAUCCGCUUUUCGCAACCGUAGCCGAAGAAGAUCCACAAGCUCCAAAGCAAGCAUAAGUUCCAACGGGUCACCCAAAAUGGGGGCCAUGAUGGACCCUGCUGCCACUGCUGCAGCUUCAAACUUGGCAUCACGGAAUUAUCCACACGUCCACAUUAAGGAGAUGGUAUACGAGGCUUGCACUAGGAUACCAAAGCAUAGCUACGAGGAGAGCAUAAGCGAUUGUACUUGUGGGAAGAGAGUGGUGGAUAGGUACAGAGAGAUGUGUGGACUGAAGGAUUCUGAAUGUCCUGGGUGUAAGUUCGACUUCGAGGAGAGGGAGGAGAGUGAUGAUGAGUAUUGCUAUUGA
Orbilia oligospora ATCC 24927 is the source of this 396-nucleotide messenger RNA. RefSeq lists its product as uncharacterized. The record is from RefSeq and is a predicted model, not a curated record. Bases 1 to 396 code for a protein of 131 amino acids. The transcript has a single exon. Lineage: Eukaryota; Fungi; Ascomycota; Orbiliomycetes; Orbiliales; Orbiliaceae.